Messenger RNA from Myxocyprinus asiaticus (Chinese sucker), 4523 nucleotides. Its product is annotated as coenzyme Q-binding protein COQ10 homolog A, mitochondrial-like. Gene Ontology annotation, biological process: cellular respiration; ubiquinone biosynthetic process. Gene Ontology annotation, cellular component: mitochondrion. The transcript is spliced from 5 exons. The coding region runs from base 304 to 1053 and encodes 249 amino acids. The record is from RefSeq and is a predicted model, not a curated record. Gene Ontology annotation, molecular function: ubiquinone binding. Lineage: Eukaryota; Metazoa; Chordata; Actinopteri; Cypriniformes; Catostomidae.
CCGAACGGUACCCGAUCUGAACAGUGUGUCCCACACACCGGUAGCAGCUUAUCACAGCCUCACCGGUUUAACCUCGAACGGGUUGGACGAACUCGCUGGAGAAAGGACCAUUGUUGCACUAGUAGAUCAUCUAGUAGUACGGAUGUGAUAUUAGCACAACGGCGAUUUGGUUGUUGAAGACCAAUCGACUCAUUCGAAUCGCGAUGACAUUCGGCGCCGGUUCAUUAUUGUGAUUCACUGAGUCAUUUAUCGGUUAGGUCGUGUGAUAUUAAUUAUAUUCGGAUUAUUCAGAUCUAUCAUUUGAUGGCAGUGUCAGGGGGAGCCCGACGGAUGCCGAUGGGUGUGCGGACAUUCAGUGAGUUUCUGGAAAUAGCGACGGGUGGUCCGUGUCGACCCAGCAGCCCGUAUAAAAACAAAGAGAGAAUACAACAGUGGCCCAUCAGACACUUGUCCUCCUGUGGGAUCUUGAUGACUCGUUCUCCUCGCGUUCUUUGUCUCUCUGAAGUAGAUCUGACUCCCUCUCAUCACACAAGAUCUUUCAUCAGCUUUACCAAUAAGAGAAAAGAGUAUUCAGAGAGGAGAAUACUAGGGUACUCAAUGCAAGAAAUGUAUGAUGUAGUUGCCAAUGUGGAUGACUACAAACACUUUGUACCAUGGUGCAAAAAGUCACAAACCAUAAUGAAGAGAGCUGGUCACGCCAAAGCGCAUUUGGAAGUGGGCUUCCCUCCUGUUGUUGAACGAUACACUUCUAUGAUAAGCCAUGUCCGUCCCCAUCUCGUCAAAGCGGUGUGUUCGGAUGGUAAACUCUUCAAUCACUUAGAAACAAUAUGGCGAUUUAGUCCUGGAAUUCCUGGUUACCCUCGCACAUGCACAGUAGACUUCUCUGUCUCGUUCGAAUUCCGUUCACUGAUACAUUCACAGUUAGCGACUGUGUUUUUCGACGAAGUGGUGAAACAGAUGGUGGCCGCGUUUGAGCGAAGAGCGUGCAAACUGUACGGGCCCGAGACGAGAAUACCACGAGAGCUCAUGUUUCACGAGGUCCACCAAACGUGAGGUUCACCAUCAAGCUGCUUUAAUAGGUGCAUCUGUGUGUGGAUGUGUGUACGUUCACUUGGACUCAUCUGAAUCUGGAACUCCAUAACUAUCUCUCAGCCAACUCUUAAGAUGGUUAUCCCAAAAGAUCUCUGGUUUUCAUCACAUUGGAAUGGGACAAUAGAUCCCAUGUUCUUUCAGACAAUAUUUCCAAAACAUCUGAAGUGUUACAUCUUAAAAUGUGAGACUAAAGAUAGAUUUGUCAAAAGUCUUCUCUAUGUAACCACAAUGUUUUUGACUGUGAAUGACUAUUUAUCAUAUUAUUGUAGCUCUGACUUGUCAGAUUUGAAAGUUGAGAGACAGGUACAGUAUUUAGAGAAUAUAGCAAAAAUUUGUUAAUGUGCACUGUUUCAUUAUAGUUACAUCCCAUUUACUUCUGUCCUGCUGUGGGUUUGUUGGGGCCAAAUCUGAUUAAAUGAUUGCUGAAACUUCUAUAUAAAAAGAAAAUCUUUAAAUGACUAGACAUAAAUAGAGAAUAGGAGUUCAAAAUGCUUGAAGUUUUCAUCAAUAUGCUCACAAUGACCUACGUGACUUUCACACUGCACUGAUUAAUAAUAAUUCAAGUCAAACUCUUGUGACUGCACACAUAACUGUAAAUAGUAUGAAAGUGGAUUGCCUGCUCUAUACAGUUGGGCGAAUCUCAAAGAAAUAUCAUAUUUCACAAAAUCAAAAAACAAAGCCUAUAUUUAGAACCAUUACGAUUUAUUUUGUAUUGUGAUAGUAUUAUCAUGACAAUUUAGCUCAUUCGUACUUUAGAGUUGUACUUUUACAAUUUAAAUAUAUGUUUGUUUUUCACAUGAAAGUCAUGAGAAUAAUUUCGGAUUACAGUAGAGUAUUGACAGUUGGUGGAGGGGGUUUAAUUGUGCUUAAUUGUCGUGAAAAUCAAAAAAAAAAAAAAACUUAAAGGUCUUUAAAAUAGGCUUCAUUGUCUUUAUGCUAAAUAUUAUUUCUGUUUGGAGUGAAAUAUUACGUUUUCGUGAGAUUAACCCAGUUCGAGUGGCAUCCAACAUUAAAAAUCCUGCACCUUGCCCCCAACCUGCAUAUUUAUCUUUUUUAUUUAGAACUAGUGUAUUGUAAUGAAGGUGAAUUUAGAGUUAUAUUUAACAUGCUUUUGCUUUCUUUGGAUGAAUUCAUGCAAACUCAGGGCUGUAGAGAGAUUUAAACAAAUGUAAGAAUUUAACCUGCAAAUCCCUAUAGUGAUACAGUGUUCCCAGUUUGUGCCUGUUCAUAUAGGAAGUGCAAAGAACGUGCCAUUUGUGUUUGUUACAUUUAUGUCUGUUCAAACUCAAGCAUUCAUAUAUUCUGAUUUCUCAAAAACUUCAGAGAUUGCUGCAAGUUGGCAGUGCACUGGACACAAGCGUAGUGAACUUUGUUUUGGCUUGAAAGAUAUUUUAUGAGUUUUUAUUGUUAGCUGUUUUUCAAUGCCUUAUGUAAGUUUUCAUGGCAUCUAUAAACUACUUAAAGUAACAUGUGGAAGUGUUGAGAUUUGACCGAUAAAUUAUUUGUGCUGUCAAACAAAUGUUUGUCUUGCAAAGUCUUCCAUGGAAAUAACUAAACAAUCAGGAGAUUUAUUGAGUGUACCACCUAAAAUAGACUUGUGUAAGUUUGCCUGUUAAAUGAGAAUUGUAGGUUGAACAACUGUGACUUAGAACCAAAGAGAUGAUCACUACUGUUUAAAAGUUAGAAGAGCACAGUUUUAGGGACGAAUCCUCUCCAAAAUGAAUGCUAUCUGUUAAGUAGUCCAUUCAUUCUCUUGUAGUUUGUCAGCAGGCCUGUCAUCGGUGUUAAAUGACAUUGCACAAGCAUUUCUUUUAAUUUGAGAAUCUAUAAACCUUUUCAAACAAAUCCUUUGUGACCGUUUUACUUGAACGGCUGGGAACAACUGGUAUGGUUUGAUGUGAAUGUGGCAUUGAUUUAUUCCCUCAAUCCUCCUCAAUUAUCUGGAUCAGUUUCAUUAAUGACACCAAAAGCUUAUUUUAGCAUUGCCAGACAUUUGUUCAACACAAGAACUGUCUGUAAAUGUCCAAAUCGAGGACAUAUUUGAGCGCUUGGGGAGACAGAAGUCAUGCAGUUCCAACGAGCAAUGAAAACGAGCUGGUGGUAUCUGGGUCAUGUAUUUAUAACCAUAUGAGGGGCUACAGUUUCUUCAGCAUGCUGCCCUGACCUGAGGGUCUUCUUCAUUUAGAUAUUUACAGAAAAGAAUUAAUCUGUCUUUAAAAAUGAUCCAGUUUAAAAACAGUGACCAGACUUGGAUCAAAUUGAGAUGGUUAAUCCAUACAUAUUUUCACCAUGACAAUAUCAAAUUACAUGCACACAACUUUUUAAAUUAAGGUCUAAAUUUUGGUUAAGCCUCCCAAAUGAGGUUUUUACAUGCUGAUCAGCUAUUGUAAUGUUGUGAUUUUGCAGUUGUUUGACUGCUUAUAUCAAGUAUUGUCCAGAAUGGUGUUUAUUUGGAUAUGCAAAGAUAUAAAUGAAAAUGAAAUGAAAAAAUGAAAGUGGAUGUUUUCUGAAUACAUGACAAAGAAUUAUAAAUAAAUGCCAGCUGUCUUAUUCUGAUUUCUAGAAACAAGUAUAUUGUUUUAAAAGAAAUGUUUUGGGUUUAAUACAAGUUAAGCUCAAUCAGCAGCAUUUGUGGCAUAAUCUUGAUUAUAAAAAAAAAAAAGAAUAAAGGUAAAAAAUCACGGUUACAGUAACGCACUUACAAUAAGUGGUGUAAGUGAAUGGGUCCAGUUCAUAAACAUUAAAAUACAGUUUCAAAAGUAUAGCCACAAGAAGUAAACAUUAUACAUGUUAAUGUGAUAUUAGUGUGAUAAAAUCACUUUCAAACCUUUUCUCUGUAAAGUUAUAUAAUAUAACAACUUCGUCGUCAUUACAGGGUUUAUCGGUGUACAUCGUAAUGUAGUAAAGGCUGUAGUGCCGGUAAAUCCCUGAUUGGAUUACACUAAAAUUAUGUUAGCACAUAUGUUUAUAUCUUGUGCAUACUUUUAAAGCAUUAAUUUCUAUACAUCAUUAAUCAUUUUUAAAGUAAUUUUCAUUGUAAGUGCCUUAGUGUAAUCACAUUUUUUUGCAAGGGUUUUUAAAUGUCAAAAUUACUUUUUGUUGUAAUCAACAUAAUGCCACAAAUGCUGUCAACUGGGCUUAACUUGUAUUGAACCCAUAAUGCGUUAACAUGAUGCAGAUGUAGUUGUUGUAAUAGGACCAAAUUCUGAUUAAUAUCGGAAUAUUCUAAAGCAUGUAAAACGUCAUAGAGUGAAACAUGUAGAAAUGAAGAAAAAGGCUCAAAGUUUUGUUAAAAACAUUUAUUGGCUUUCCUUUUUUGUCAAGUUUUCCCAAUUUUUUUUAUUUGUUCACCUAAGCUUCUCUUCCCAAAUCAAUCCAGAUACAUUUGAACACCAUUCUCUUGUUCCCCUCCCAUUUCCCCUGGUGGAUCU